CGCCUUUUUUGUGUCUCUCAGCAUUUCCUUCAUGGACUAUAGCCUACUAUUUUUUUUUUUUUUACUUUACUUGGAUAAAUAACCACCCAAUAUAUUUUUGUUCCAAGUCCCGAUUACAUAAAUACAUUGUCAGUGUUUCCGAAGUAAACUGCUAAGACAAUAGGAGCCAUAACCUUUUGCAACAGGUUAAAAUAACGAUUGUUUAGACCAUUAUUUAGUUCCACAUGGCACCCGUUGCCUGGCAACGUUGCGUCAACCUCCUUUUCCAAAACACAGUACGGUGAGGUUAUUGUUGUCGGUUUAAAACCUCGAAGUUGCCUCUUGGUCUGGAAAGAAAACGCCAUAAUAUGGGAAAGAAGUCGAGGAACGAGAGGGAAACGCCAAUCAAGGAAACGGUUUAAUUCAUGAUGAACACAGCCUACUGUACAUCCCGGGAACAUAUCAAUUAGAAAGCAUGCACAACUCUCUGAUUGGAACUACUACUAUGGAACUUGAUUCAUUGGGGCUUGGCAUCAAAGUUUGAGCCGCUACCCCUUGAGAGCAAAGCCCCAGCAACAGUAGUGCUGCUGUUGAACUCCCCAGAGGAGGACAUUUUAAUCAAAGCGUGUGAAGCGAUCCAGACAUUUGCAGAGAAAGGAGAUGAGAACAAGGUUUCUCUGCUGGGACUUGGGGCAUUAGCGCCUCUCUGCCAACUCAUUACUCACAACAACAAGCUGGUCAGACGCAAUGCCUUCAUGGCCUUGGGCAUCAUGGCCACCAAUGGUGAUGUAAGGACUGCGUUGAAAAAAUUAGAUGCCAUUCCAUCAAUUAUUGAAAAACUAUCACUCGAAGAUGAUACAGUUGUCCACGAGUUUGCAACACUGUGCCUGGCUUCUUUGUCAGAGGAUUUCCUCUGUAAGGCCCAGAUCUUUGACAACAAGGGGCUGCCAACUCUAAUUCAGCUGCUGUCUAGUUCUGACCCAGAUGUCAAGAAGAAUUCACUAGAGACCAUCUCCAACCUAGUACAGGACUACAAAAGCCGACUGGUGGUACACGAAUUAGGUGGGAUCCCUCCACUUCUGCAGCUCUUAAAUUCGGAAUUCCCUGUCAUUCAGCAUUUGGCUUUAAAGACGUUGCAACAUGUCACUACUGACAGAGAUGCAAACAAGACCUUCAGAGACAAGCAGGGAUUUGAGAAGCUUAUGGGUAUCCUGAAUAAUGUGAACUUCAGUGACCUACAUGCUGAGGCCUUACAUGUCCUGGCUAACUGCUUGAGUGACAGUGAAAGUGUCCAACUCAUUCACAAGAGUGGAGGACUGACCAAGUUGAUGGAAUUUGUCCUCACUCCCAGUGUGCCUGAAAUCCGGUCAGGUGUUAUUAAAUGCAUCACCAGGGUGGCUCAGAGCUCUGAGACCUGCAAAGUGCUUCACGAGCAGGAUGUGGAGACUGUUCUGAUUGAGCUUCUGUCCUUGGAGAACAUUGAUGUGAUGACGUCUGCCUGUCAGGCUGUGGCUGCCUUGACCUUUCACCCAAACAGCAAAGAACGCUUCAGAGAACUUGGUUGUAUCAGUGUCCUGGUUCAACUGCUGAGCAGGGAGAGUUUGGCACUGAGAGAGGCGGCAACCCAGGCCCUCUCUAACCUCACUCAUAACAGCGAGUCAAAUGCCUUUGAAGUGUAUGAGGAAGGUGGCGACAAGCUCCUCAUACAGCAGUUGUAUCAAAGCUGUCCAAAGAUAGUGGCCAAUUCUGCUGCCACACUUUGCAACAUGGCAGAACAUGAGAUCAUCCGCUGUAGCAUCUUGUCACAUGGAGCCAUACAGGCUCUGUUGGAACCCUUGAAAUCUACAGUUACACAAGUCCUGGUAAACACUGCACGUUGCCUGGCAGUGCUGGCCAGUGAUGAAGAAGCUAGGACAGAGCUAGUCAGAGUUGGAGGUCUUCAGCUUCUGGUCAAUCUACUGCAGUCUCACUCCAAGGAGGUGCUGCACAUUGCAUGCUUGGCAGUGAAUGUCUGUGCCAGUGAUGAGCCAACUGCUGUGGAGUUGUGCAAAUUUGGAGCCCUGGAAAUACUUCAGGAAAUCAACCAGUCAAAGACCCGUAGGAACAGUUUCAGUGAGUUGGCUGUGAACAGCCUACUUAACUCCAACUUGUCUUUUAAAUACAGCCUGACAAGUUCUUUGGCCUCCACUGACAUCAUCACCUGCGGCUUCUACGAUGCUGGAAAGGCUCGCCCUGGUCAGAGGAUGCUGACUUUAGAGGAACUGUCCAAGCAACCGGUUAACCAGCGGCAAGCCAUUAUUUUUGUCAACAAAGCAACAGUAUUGCCAGAUAGGGAGACAGUAGAUGUGCCAGAAGAGACACAGAACAAGCCAUCAGAGUCAGACGGCAGAGUCAGAGGAGAGCGUAAAACACCAAAGGUGACAGUAGAUGUGCGAGACGAAACACAGAGCAAGCCAUCAGAGUCCGAAAGCAGAGUUAAAGGAGACCGUAAGACACCAAAGAAGAAGAAGGAAGAGGAACAGAAAGAUUAUGGCUUCAUGAAGAAGAAGGAAGAAAAACAGAAAGAUUAUCUUCAGCCUGAGUCUCCUGUAGAGAAACCACGGGGAAUGAUGGAGGAUGUCUCAUUGCAGAUUCUAAUAAAAAUUGCCAAAGAAUACAUCUUUCCACUGAAUGAUGAAAAAGAGCAGUGUGAAUCCUUAGCCAGGCUGGUGAGUGAAGCCAUGGGGGGAGCAGUGGAGAAGGAAAAGAUGCACGAGUUUUCUUGGAUUCUGCACCUCAGUGAGCUGAAGAUUCAACUUCAGUCUAAUGUUAUUCCCAUUGGUUUCAUCAAAAAGGGAAUUUAUUAUCACAGGGCACUCCUGUUCAAGUCACUGGCUGAUUGCAUUGGACUGAGCUGCACACUUGUUAGGGGAGACUACAACCGUGCUUGGAAUGAGGUUCUCCUUUUCAGUAGAAAUUCCUCCAACAAGCUGCACUCUUCACAGCCCUGCCGCUACAUAGUAGACCUUGUGCACCAACCUGGAAACCUGUUUCCAGUCAAUAGCCCAGCUGCAGUCCAAUAUCAAACUAUAUAAUCAGUACUGUAUUGUUUAAAUACCACAGAAGGUAACGCUUUGACGUCAUAUUUUGUCUGAUGUGCAUCAACCGAUUUAUAUGUAAUGUGUGUUUAUGUGUACAUGAUGUGUGCAUGGCGGACCUCAUCAGUUGACUAUUUUUUUUUCUACAUAUGCAUAAGGAAAGCAAAAUCGUGUCUAUUGUGGUGUUUCUCUAUUAGACACAGUGAUUCAACCUUUGUACUUCAGCAUGGGUCCAACAUGGUGAAGCAGUGUUUUUGCCAACGUGCAAGCUGUAGUUGUUUAGAAAGUUAAUGUUUCAGCUGGAGAAUUGAAAAUAUCUCUUACAGCUUCAUGGCACCAUCACCAGCCUGGAGCUUUGGAUCCAUGCUUUCAUGUUUUUGAACCUACCAGAAAGAUUUCAUAGUAGAAAUUUAUACUCACCAGACCAGGCAUCGUUUUUCCAAUUUUAUAAUUGUCCAAUUUUGGUGAGCCUGUGUGAACUGUAGACGUACAUUCCUGUUCUGCAUCUGCUCCUGUAUCCCAUCUGCUCCAGGGUCUGAAGUGUUUUGUAUUCAGAGAUGCUCUUCUGCAUGCCUUGGCUGUAUGAGUGGGUAUUGGAGUUACUGUUACCUUCCUAUCAGCUUGAAGCUGAUAGGAAGGUCAUUCUCCUCUGACCUCUGGCAUCAUAAAGCAUUUUCACCCAAAGAACUGCUGCACACUGGAUAUUUUCUUUGUUUGUGCUAUUGUCUGUAAACACUAGAAAUGGUUUUCGGGGAAAAUCCCAGUAGAUCAGCAGUUUCUGAAAUACUCAUACCAGCCCAUCUGGCACCAACAACUAAGGCAAUGUGAUUUUAGUCACUUAAAUCACAUUUCUUCUUUUCUUUCUUCUUUCUUAUGCUCAAUUUGAACUUCAGCAGGUUGUUUUGAUCAUGAGUAGCUACCAUCUGAUAACUCAUCCGAUUUUUGCCUUAAGGAACAGUUGAACAGGUUAUUAUUAUUAUUGUUUGUGUGAUCGUGGCUCAAGAGUUGGGAGUUCGCCUUGU
Molecule: messenger RNA, 4078 nt
Organism: Haplochromis burtoni (Burton's mouthbrooder)
Lineage: Eukaryota; Metazoa; Chordata; Actinopteri; Cichliformes; Cichlidae
Gene: armc3
Product: armadillo repeat containing 3
Exons: 21
Coding region: 735-3053 (772 amino acids)
Molecular function (GO): protein binding
Source: RefSeq, a predicted model, not a curated record